Molecule: messenger RNA, 573 nt
Organism: Trametes versicolor FP-101664 SS1
Lineage: Eukaryota; Fungi; Basidiomycota; Agaricomycetes; Polyporales; Polyporaceae
Exons: 3
Coding region: 1-573 (190 amino acids)
Source: RefSeq, a predicted model, not a curated record
AUGCCCUCGCCGUAUGACAUCCUCGGCACCGUCUUCGGUGUUCUCUCUCUCCUCGGCUGCGUCAGAUGUGCGUAUGGAUUCCUCAAAGCCCGCCAACCAUUUGCCCAAGUCUUGCGUUUGGAGGAACUACUAUGGGCAACAUAUCAACGUAUAGACGAAUUGGAACGCUACGGGUACCUCGAAGGCAAUCCCGCGCUUGCAGCAGUCUACAGGUCCGCGCUCAAGAGGAUUGACAAAGAGAGCACAACUGUGCGACGGAAUGCGGUGACGAAUAAACCGAAGACGAUCGCCGCAGUCCUCCUGUACACCGUACAACACGGCAUCAAUUCCAAGCGUUCGCGGAAGAUCCGUUCUUGGACGAGGAAGGUCUCGCUCAUUAGACAUCAAAUAGACUACCCGUAUGAGUGGCCUUCUAGUCCCUCACGCAUCAGCGAGCUAGGGACCGGCGUCGGACCCUCGCAACAGUCUCGCAUAGAAGGCGCUUCCGAAACAAUUGUGGCAACUUCGAGUGGCAUGGAACUGCUUGCGGUGCCCGAAGCCACCCUCGCGCAACGGAGGUACGGGCUCUACUGA